UAUCACAUCACAUCUGCCCGGAUGUUUACGUAACAACCCCGUCGCCUUACACAGGGGUCAGGAAGCAGAGUAGGCUCCGCGCUACGACAUUUUUAUUUUUUAUUUUUAUUUUUUUUUGCAGUAAUGUUCCUGUAACCUGGAGACGACCGUCACAUUCCUUCAUACGGGAUUUAUUUAUUGUAAUCGCGCGACCACAUGUAGCACAUCCUGUUUGUGUUAUUAUUGUUAAAAGGAAAAAGCGGUUGACGUCCUCACACAGUCCGGACACCGAGUCUCCCCGGGGAUGGAGGACGCGGGUGGAGCGGCUUUAACGGCGCGCUGGCGGUGGCCGAGUCGUCGCGCAAGGAUGCUCUGGAUGUAGAGGACGCCGCGCGCGCUCCUGUGUGUGUGUGUGUGUGUGUGUGUGUGUGUGUGUGUGUGUGUGUGUGUAAAUAAAAUAUGGGGAAAGAUCAAGAACUCUUGCAGGCGGUGAAAACUGAGGACCUGCUCACGGUGCAGAGGCUACUGCAGAGACCCAGACAGGGCAAAUCCAAGCUCCUGGGAUCUGCCAAGCGGAUCAACGUUAACUUUCAGGACACAGAUGGGUUCUCGGCCCUUCACCAUGCGGCUUUGAACGGUAACGUGGAGCUGAUAGCUCUGCUGCUGGAGUCACAAGCUGUCGUUGAUAUCAAAGAUCAGAAAGGGAUGCGACCGCUGCACUAUGCUGCCUGGCAGGGAAAAUGUGAGCCAAUGAAAAUGCUGCUGAAGGCGGGAUCAUCAGUCAACAGCCAAUCGGAUGAAGGACAGAUUCCGCUUCAUCUCUCAUCCCAACAUGGCCAUUACAAUGGAAGUGAGAUGCUGUUGCAGCAUCAGUCCAACCCCUGCAUCAGAGACCAUGCUGGAAAAACACCUCUGGACCUGGCCUGUGAAUUUGGGCGUGUCUCGGUGGUGCAGCUCCUCCUGAACAGCAACAUGUGUGCCACUAUGUUGGAGCCGAAGCCGUCGGAUCCCAACGGCAUCAGCCCUCUUCACCUGGCCGCCAAAAACGGACACAUCGACAUCAUCAAGUUGCUAAUCCAAGCUGGCAUAGACAUAAACCGGCAGACAAAAUCUGGCACAGCAUUGCACGAGGCUGCGCUCUGCGGGAAAACCGAUGCCGUUCGUCUCCUUCUAGACAGUGGCAUUAGUGCAAGUGUGAGGAACACAUACUGCCAGACAGCACUGGACAUCGUAAACCAGUUCACCACGACACAAGCAAGCCGAGAGAUUAAACAGAUGCUGAGAGAUGCCUCUGCAGCCAUGCAGGUGAGAGCGCUUAAAGACUACUGCAACAACUAUGACCUGACAAGCCUGAACAUCAAAGCAGGCGACAUCAUCACGGUCCUGGAACAGCACUCUGAUGGGCGAUGGAAAGGCUGUAUCCAUGACAACCGCACAGGAAAUGACCGUGUUGGCUACUUCCCCUCCAACAUGGUGGAGGUCAUCAAGAGGGCAGGACCCUCUACUCAGCAGUAUCUUAAGAUACACAUCCGUCCGCCAGCAAUUGGCUCAGUUGCCAUGGUGAACGGUGACUCCCACAUUCUCUCUCUUCCCCUGACCUCUCUGCCCCCUCCUCCCUCCCUGAUCUCUUCCCAUCAGCCCCUGUUCACCUCAUUCGGGUAUAACACACCCACCUGCAGCUCAUUUGUGUUCGAACCACCCUUCUCCCGCUCAGAGGGGCCGAAAAGAGAGAAAGGUUCCCGUGGUUCUGUGUCCAGUCCCCAUGGCUCCCCAACUUUAAGUGUGCAGCAAAGCAGUUCCAGUGAAGAUAUCUGGGUCCUGAGGAAGCCUUUAGCAGGUGCUGGCAGCACAGGGAGUCUGAGCGGUGGCCGCACUUCAGUCAGUGGUACUGUGGAAAAUGCCAAUGCUCAUCUCGCAAGCUCCCCUGUCCCCAUCCCAACCACUCCAACACAUUCCCCAGGGAUCAACACACAUGGCGUAAAUGUGCCUGGGCUACACGCACAAGCCGAGGGGAUAAAGUUGCUGGCCACAGUAUUGUCUCAGUCUGCCAAAGCGAAAGAACAUCUUCUGGAGCAGGACCCCAGUGCAGCUUCUUCACAACUUACCCAGAGUGUACCUGGCGGUCCACGUCCAGAAAAGAAAAAAACAUUUGUUGAUCCUUUACUACAGAGGAAAGAUAGUGCUGCAACAGAAAGCAAGAGCUCGGAGGCCGUGGCUGAAUGGCUUACUAGUGCUCAGCUACAGUUUUACACAACAAACUUUCUUACAGCCGGAUACGACCUUCAGACCAUCAGUAGGAUGACGCCAGAAGAUCUGACAGCAAUUGGUGUGACAAAACCUGGACACAGGAAAAAGAUGCUCUCUCAGAUCACCAAACUGAGCAUUCCUGAAUGGAUACCUAAAGAGAAACCAACGAACUUAGCAGAGUGGUUGUCCCAGAUUGGACUUAGUCAGUACUAUCAGACUCUUGUCCAGAAUGGCUACGACAACAUGGACUUUGUCAGUGACAUUACCCUGGAGGACUUGCAGGAGAUUGGCAUCACCAAGCUGGGACAUCAGAAGAAGUUAAUGUUGGCUGUUAACUGUCUGGGAGACCCUCUGAAAGAGGAGGACACUUGUGUUAAGGGAAUGCAGUCAGAUGAAAAAACAACUUUGAAACACCAAGCUGCUCCAGAAUCCACCCCUGCACCAAGGACACGAAGAGGAGUGGAAGUACGUGGCUCUCCACGGCUCACCUCCCAGGGGCAUGGUAAACAGCGAGCAAAUGCUCUGCCUCCUCUAAAAAAGCCUGCUUUGUGCAACAGUCCAGCCCACACACCACCACAUACACCCACUAAAGUCAAAAGUUCCUCCUCUCACUCAAAUUCUCAAGCAUGCCCAGUCCCAUUGCUCUGCCUUCCCCAUGAAAGCACAGCUGAGGAAGAUGAAGAUGGCACACCUCCUUUACCUAGACGGAAAGAUCCACCCUUCCCUGAAAACUAUACAGCGUCCUCCCUGGAUGUUGGAGGGGUAAACCGUAGCCAGUCCUUCGCAACAACACGACCCCGCAGGAAGACACGCCCCCCUACACCACCAAAACGCUCUUGCUCCUCCAUCUCCACGGGGAACCUGCUGACUGAGGGUGGGGUUAACCGAGGCAAGCCUUGUGAUUCGUUUCUCAGCGUGACAUACAGAGAACGGCGCCGUAGCGACUGUGGACCUGCAUCUGAAUCAGGGGUUUUAGGUGGAAGCGUUCGAGACAUUGCUGCCAUGCUAGAAAUGUCCACAUUAGGUGGCAGGAUCAAAAGUGGUAGCAGGAAUUACUUACAGGAAAGCCCGGACAUUCUCAGACGAAACCGUGACACUCUGAGUUCAGAGGAAGAGAUCCAGAGUCGACGUCGCACAAUCAGUGGCCCCUUAACUGAUUAUGAGAACCCCAUUGCACAGCAAGAUGGCAUCCAACAAGUUACUAAAUCUCUGCCAACUACUGAUGAAACAGAGGAAAAACUCCCUGUGAGGCCAACUCCAGAGCCCCGCCCCCGCUCUAUGCUGACACAAGAAGAAUGGUCACGUGUAGAUGCCACGGCGACCUUGAGGAGGCCCCGUACACCACACGACUUGGGCAGUGAGAGGUUCGGGCUCACUGAGACCAGCACUGUGAGACGACGGCCAAAGCUUAUAGUGCCAUCUCAGUCGGGUGAUUUAGCUGCAAAUGCACCAGAUGCUGCUAUUCAUGUAAGACCUGUAUCAGAGGUGGAAAAUGUGUAUCGGGAUAGUGAAAUGAGUGACGAUUUCAGGCGAGUGUUGAAGCCUCCAGUUUCCCCCAAACCAGCCCUGGGCCUCAGGAAGCUUGAGCCUCCCACUCCAACCAGGAGAGUUCCACUUACAGGACCAGAGAACCAACACAGCACAGUGGAAGUCAAAAAGGUUCCACCACCUGUUUCUCCAAAGCCAAGUCCUCCUCCAACACUUCCAAAACCAAUCAAAAUGAAGCCCCUGCCAACACACACAGUUACCCCACCCAGUGAGCUAAACACACACCCACUCCCCCCGACUGUUCCCUCUGAGCAAGAGGAUCAUGCCAUACUCAGUCCAUCAACUCCGACCCCAAAACCAGCAGAAUCACAUACUUUGUCCCCACAACUGUUGACAUCUCCUGCUCAGAGCCCACAAACUCCACAAACUCCCUCUACCCCCGGGAGUGGAUCUGCCCCAGUCAAACCUCCAAGAUCUUCCGCGGCAGGGCUGUCAGUGGACAUUCCCUGUCCUUUUGAGGCAGAGCCGCAAAAGGUGGAAAAACACAGUGAGGAUGAUGAGUGGAAAAGGCAGAGGAAGGAAGUAGCAGUGGUUACGGGGAAAGAGAUUGCCUCUAUUGAGGUCACAAGGGUCACAGAGGGGUCAGGGCAGGUGCUGAUGAGGCGCAGAAAAGCCGGUGUGGCCAGACAGAUGCAAAUUGAGGGAGAAAUUGAAAGCACUACUGAAGAUAGUGGUGCAACUGCAGAGGAAAUUCCACAGGGGGCACCAAAUGCCAGAGGAUCGGAUGAACUCAGACUUCAUUUGGAAGAAGAAAGAAACCAGCUAAGGCUGGAUGAGACCAGCGCUUCCUUAGCUGCGGCACUGGAGGUCGUAGAGGAAAGGAUCAUGACUGAAGACAAUUCCACAAUGGAGAAUAAAAGCACAGUCAACAUUCUUGAUGACAUUGGAAGCAUGUUUGAUGACCUUGCGGACCAGUUGGAUGCCAUGCUGGAUUAAAAAAAAAAGCACAAAAUAAAUCAUAGACAAAAUAAGCACAGCAUAUUCUUCAUCCAAGCGCCAGAUCUAUUUAAAGCCACGCUUUAAUGAUCAAGCUAACACAAGGGGAAUUACAAUAAACAAUACGAUAAACACAGACUAGAUUUUAUCAAAGAGAAUUGUGGACCUUCUGAAGGGCAGAGAUCUCGGGUUUAAAAAUGUGAAAUCAUUGAACAUCCACGUUUGGUAAAGGUUUUGGAUCCAGGAUGGAUGGACCGCUCUCAUGCUGCUUCCAGAGAUAAGCACAAUUAAAUGCUAACAAACUAUUUAAACAUUGUUAAGGUCAAGAAAUGCUAGCAAUGUGUCAGAGUGUAUGUGUGUUUCUGUGUGUACUAUGUUUGGGCUUUUCUUCAUUGGCAAUCAACGUUUGUGUAUUCAUUUUUCAAAAACAAUUGGAAUCACUAUUUUUGUGCUUUAAUGUGAAGUCGGCUAUGAGGUUUAGCGAAAAACGCAGAUGUCAAAGGGGAACACGGGAAAAGAAAAACAACAUGUUAAAGAAUAGGCUAAAGAUUGAAUUUCGCUAGCUAGCUAAAAAAAAACACGAGGAAAAGCCAUUUAAUGGGUUCCAUAUUUCAAAGCAAAAAAAAAACAAAAAAAAACAGAUGUUGUGAUCCUUCUCUUGUCACUGUAGUUGUUUGUGUGUGAAUGUGUUUAAUUGUGUAGUUUCUGCAUAGAAAAAAAUCCCAAUUUUCAGCAGAUAAAGCCGUGUAAAUUAUAAUUUGUCGUUCAUAGAUGCUGCGUGGCGUAGUGUAAAUGUGACAUAGAUUACAGAGUAGAAUUUGGAAUGCAACAGGCACCGCUUCAAUCCCAGUUAAUGUGAACAAGCAUUUUGGGCCGUAUUCAGAGUGCCCGAGUCCUGCAGGGUAAGUUAAUCAUAAUCAGAAUUGAGUUCUGCACCAGUUUUAGUCAGUUUUCUCAGUGUGAACCAUUCAGAUGAUUCAAAUCACCUGCCUGUAUUUCAUGACUCUAAAGUUGCCAGAUUUCCUUGAGUAGAGCGCCUGAGACAGCUUUUUUCAGCAUCAACGGCAUCUAGACCACUACUUUUAAACCAUAAAAAUGAACCACACUUCACACUCAUCAUUUAAGAGCUUAUAGACUAGCACCUGGUCCAGCACAACCGACUGCUCCCAACACUUAAUAAUUUGCACAAUUUAACAAGUCCUGAGAGCCGAUGACAGAAAUAAAUCUUAACCUGUGUUUUAGCCAAACUCUGUUCCAUGUGUAACUCUUACGUAACUUCUGAAUAGCACGUGAUUCUGCAGUUAUGAGCGAGUUCAAUAUUAAAUCUACGUUUAACUCUGAAUACAGUCCUCUGUGUGUUUGUGUGGGAAAGAGCUUAGGAGGUGUGUGUGUGUGUGUGCGUGUGUGUGCAUGUGGGCAGGGCUUUGGAUAUGGGUUUGUUGAAGAUGAAAAAUGAGAUGAUGUAAGUUUUUUGUUUUGCAUAUGCAUUGGCCCAUUGGAGAGAGCUUGCAGUCAAAAUAAUAGUGGCCAAACGUCCAUAAUUAAGUAUUUAUGUUACAUAAUUACAGAGCAAUAUUUCUAUCAACUCUCCAUGUUGGUAAUUUUAGUUUUAUGACAAUCCUUUAUCAUGUUUGAAUAAUUAAUUUUAAUGAAGUUAAAGGUGGACAUAAGAAAGUUAAACCUUAUAUCCUGUAUAAAAAAAAGUCUAUGUACUAUUCAAGUUAUUUUGUGUACAUGCUCAACUGGUUAAUGUGUUUGACCCUCUGGUGAAAUGAUC
Messenger RNA from Tachysurus vachellii, 6487 nucleotides. Its product is annotated as caskin-1. The record is from RefSeq and is a predicted model, not a curated record. Bases 439 to 4710 code for a protein of 1423 amino acids. Gene Ontology annotation, molecular function: protein binding. Lineage: Eukaryota; Metazoa; Chordata; Actinopteri; Siluriformes; Bagridae. The transcript has 22 exons.